UUCCGUCGAGCCCGGCAGACAGGCUCGCCGGCGACCGCUCGACGGGUGUGUAGUUGCAGUACAAAAUGGCGUGCAAUGGUGUAGCCAAUGAAAGGAUGCAUAAAUUCUAAACGCAAGAUAACGAGUUCAGGAACGAAGAAGACAGCGAUUCAUCGAGCGAGACGUCUGUAUCAUGUAAACGUCGCUGCGUAAUACGAUCAUCAUCAUCAUCAUCCGAAAGUGACAAUUCGUCUGAUAGUUCGGUAACGAGUAUUGAAACUAGUGAUGAAAACGAGUGGUUCGAUCCACGAAGAAACAGGCCAAGUAUUGUACAUUUUAGAAGUGCCCAUGGUGCCAAAGUAAGUAACGAGGAUGUGCAAAAGUGUAUGAAAAUCGAAGACUUUUAUGGACUCUUUGUCACUGAUGAAAUGUUCGAACGCAUCAGUGAACAAACAAAUAUUUAUGCCGCGCAAGCAAGUACAACUUCCAAACAUUUGCAGCAAUGGGUACCAACAAACAAGGAUGAAAUGAAGCAGAUGUUCGGACUGAUUUUAUGGAUGGGAUUGGUGAAACUCCCGUCCAUGUAUCUGUACUGGUCCCAGGAUCCACUGUUUAUUCAAACAUUCCCCCAGAGAGUAAUGAGUAGAGAUCGGUUCGAGAUUCUGAUGAGCACGUUGCAUUUCGCGAACAAUACAGAAGAUGGCGCCUUCGAUCGUCUCUCAAAAGUUCAGUUCAUCGUAGACGAGCUGAAUAAAAAUUUCAAAAAAUAUUACGAUCCUGCCGAGAUAUUGUGCAUCGACGAGUCUCUAAUACCAUUUCGCGGACAAAUUAGAUCUGGGCGGUAUCUGAAAAAAGAGAGACGCAAGCGUUGCGUCAAAAUAUUUAAAUUGUGCUGCGACAACGGAUAUACCUACAGUUUUCGAGUUCACGCGGGAAAAGCGCUCGAAAAAGAAGAUAUCGCGUCAACGAAUGUUACGAUGAAUUUGUGUAAGGAUGUGUUUUACAAAGGCCACACAUUAUGCACCGACAAUUGGUACACCAGCGUGGAUUUGGCGAACAAAUUGGUAACGAAAAAUAUGCACCUAGUUGGUACACUUCGACUGAAUUGCAAAGGAAUUCCGAACGAAGUUCUAACGACCGAAUUGAAACGUGGGGAAGUCGUGGCAAAAGAGAAUAGUAAAGGAAUUACGGUCUUGAAAUGGAAAGACAAAAGAGACGUUUUGGUUCUUUCCACCAAACAUUCGUGUGAAAUGGAAAACGUGACAACCAAAAGAGGGGUUUGCUGUAGACCAAAAAUUCUUAUAGAAUAUAAUAAGGGAAAAACUUCUGUUGACCUUUCCGAUCGGAUGAGCGCGUACAGCGGUCCGCCGUCGAAAACGAUGAAAUGGUAUCGAAAAUUGGCGCUCGAGCUUUUCUUGAACAUCGCUGUCGCGAAUGCGUUAAUUAUGUUCAAAGAUGUGACCAGAAGGAAAAUGUCAAUCACGACAUUUCGGAAACAGUUGGCAGACGCGCUCACGCGGCAUUCGGAGAGAGAAACUCCGAUAAGAGUCGAUACGAGAAGAAACGUUCACCAAUUGGAAAAGAAAGAAGGAAAGGCGCAUAAAGUGCGUAAAUAUUGUCUCGAGUGUUACAGGACGAAUACAGAAAUCUAUGGGCGCGAUUUGGCUAGAAAAUUAACCAGACGGGUCGUCACCUUUUGCAAUAUGUGCAAUUCCGAACCACAUCUUUGCCUAGAAUGUUUUAAUAAACUGCAUUAAAAAUUA
Molecule: messenger RNA, 1742 nt
Organism: Megalopta genalis
Lineage: Eukaryota; Metazoa; Arthropoda; Insecta; Hymenoptera; Halictidae
Source: RefSeq, a predicted model, not a curated record